CGGAGAACUGCCGUGCCUCCUGAAUGAUGUAUCAUGACUAGCCCUGCGAGAUUCGGGACGAAAGAUGAAGAGCCCUUUGUUGCGACAGACGCCCUCCAAAGCGCCAUGAGUGUUCAUGGCUUAACGCCCCCAAGUCGACCGGCUUACCCUCCGUCAUUGGCCGACUGGGAAGACUACAAGCCUAUCAUCCACAAGCUAUACGCCCAAGAAGGGCGAAGCCUCUCCGAGGUGCAGAGGACUCUCUGCCAGAAAUACCACUUCAGAGCGUCGUGUCGCUCAUACAAGAACAAGCUCAGGUCGUGGGGGAUUCGCAAAUACUACCGGGCGGGAACUCCCCAGUCGAAUCCGCCGGGCAUCUUGUUUGAUCCUAACACGGCUCUGAUCUCUACCUUCAAUAGCGAGUUCUCCGCGGGAAGGAUCAAGACCGAAGACGAUGGCCAGUUCAUCACGGGCUCACCGUCGCGGAUAAGCAGUUUUCCUCGGGAUGGGUUCGCGCUGCCUGCCGCAUUUGAUCACAAAAGUCCAGCACUGCGACAGGGCACACAGCAAGAGCUGGUCAAGCGACUCCGUGAUGUCCCGAGUUCAGUGCCCAGCUUCUUUAUCAAGCACGCGAUCGAUGAUCCCGCCGAGUCAAUCGUUUUGGCCACUGAUGCCUUUGUUAGGUCUUUCGCAGACAGCCCGCCUCCGCCCACCCCCACCGACGCGCCAAUCAAGCAGAUCAAACCCUUCCGCCGGCGGAAAAAUUACAUCUGGCACCAGUUUCAGCACGGUCUGAACCUCUUGGAGCAAGGCGACGUCCGCACCGCAUUUGCAGACUUCCAAAGGGGCUGUGCCAUGGCUGAGGAGUAUCUGCUUCGCCCCUCCAAAUAUGCCCUGGUAAGUCUGUUGCUGGUCAUGGGGAACCGCCGCUGGGAGCGCCAUCAGCAGGUCUGGGAGUCGGUCUUGCGGUUCAUGUCCUCCAUGUCCGCGAAAGCGCUGGGGAGCCAGCACCCUCUGGCCCAUAUCAUGAGAAGGAUCAUGGACUGGGACCUGAUGCGCGGCGUCGCGCAGACUUCCCUGACCGUCAUGUUAGACCUGAACCAACGGAAACUGGGACCCGCGCACCCGGACGUCCUCCUUCUGCAGCAGAGCCAGUCGGUCGAGCUGAUGCGCCAGGGCGACUUCGAGCGGAGCGAGUCUCUGGUCCAGGACUCCUGCCGCGUGAGCCGCCAGGUCUACGGGCCGUCCAGCCCGGCGACGCGCAACUGCCUGCGCCGGCUGGGCAACCUGUACCUCGAGCAGCAGCGGUGGGACGACGCGGAGAGCGUGUUCGAGAACAUCCUCGCGCUGGACUCCGCGGCGAACGCCUACCGCGGCCCCGGGGACGAAAGCAGCGUCUUCACCUGCCAGAACCUGUCACUGGUCAACUGCCGCCGGGGCGACCUGGCCAAGAGCCACUACUGGGCCCAGCAGGAGCUGGAUCUGGCCCUCAAGAUCUACGGGCCCGAGGACGAGUACUAUGCCGACUGCGUGAGGCGGCGCGCCGCCCGGCUCAAUGGGGAGCCUCCGCAGAAGUGGUUCUCGUGGCUGGAGGUCAGCUGAAAGGAGCUGGUGGACGUCACCAAGCCUUUUGAACCCCGGUGCUCUCUUUGGGACGGGACAGGUCCUUCAAGAGGAGACGAUUACAUGGACUUUGGAUUCCAUUGGAUCUGAAGGACUGCUGGAAGCAUCGGAAACGGAACAAGAAGUCCCACCUACGCGCGACGAACAGCCUACCAUCCGCAAACAACUUGAUAGGCUACGGUAGAGCAAUCUCGUCCGUCAAUUAUGGCUCUUGAGAUUGGCAGGUCAAUUUGAAACCGCCCGGGACAUCCCUCUGAAAGAUACCCUGCGGAUCAUACACUCGACUUGCGCGCCCCAGUCUGGCGAAGUUCUCCGGCCCAUAACUCUGCAUUAGAGUCUGACCUGGAUCCGCAUAAUUCAGGUGUCGAAACCGGUGAAGCAUCCCCUGCCCCGCGGCGAGAGCGUCAAGAUUCUUACCAACACAGACUGCGCGGCGCGUUCCACCAGGCUGUUGGCCGGGCUGUCCGGCCACAGCGCGGAGACGAGGAGAAUAUAUGUGUUCCCAUCGGCGAUCGACGUCCCGAGCGAGUUCCCACCCCUGGCUGAAGUGUCAGACGAGAUGAUGGUCGGGAGUGGCUCGAAGGCGAUACUCCACACCACCCCGCCGGGAACGGUGAAGUUGUAGAGGCUGGCGUUGAGGAGGUCGAAAGUCUGCUACAUCAGCGGGGCGGAGGCGGUGUACGCGCCCGUCCAGAAGAGCCAGUUCUUAGAAUUGGAGGCGUGAGCAGUGGGCUCGGCAGGCUUUCCCGAGGGAUAGCAGAGGGGGGAUUCGGGUAUCUCACAUCGGCGGCGUUUGGCUCUCGUUCGCAAACGUCGACAGAUUCGUCACCAUCGUCGUGUUGGACAGGCUGGGAAUGGCUUUGUGGCCUUCAGUGAGCGGAAUGCCGGCGGGUCAGGGUCCGGGCGUGUAUAGACGGCCGAGUUGCUCAGCGUCCACGCCUUGCUCGUAGCGUUGAACAAGAGGCCUGUCACGAGGGAGACGAAGGGGUCAAACGGCGAGGCGGUGGUCAAGUUGGUGAAGGCCUCGAAGACCCGUUCCCAUUCGGCGAUGGCGUGGCUGAGCGUCGUGACCGACACGUCUCCCUGCGCGAUCGUGGCGAGGUCGACCUGCGUGACGACCCC
Messenger RNA from Cladophialophora immunda, 2724 nucleotides. RefSeq lists its product as uncharacterized. The transcript is spliced from 2 exons. NCBI's taxonomy places the organism in Eukaryota, Fungi, Ascomycota, Eurotiomycetes, Chaetothyriales, Herpotrichiellaceae. Gene Ontology annotation, molecular function: protein binding. Bases 34 to 1581 code for a protein of 515 amino acids. The record is from RefSeq and is a predicted model, not a curated record.